AUGACGUGGAAACGGGCGGGCACCGCCGCGCUGUUUGCAUUGCAACUGCACAGCGCCAGCGCAUCACCCUUCCGACCGAUUGUCUCAUCUCCCGGCGACACAUCCACCAUCCCCCGCUGGGACCUUCAAUCCAGCGCCCACACCGGCGACGAUUUAACAACCCUCUCCCGACCCGGCGUCGACACCUCCGCAUGGCACCACGUCGGCGUCUCUCGCUGCACACUCAUGGGCUGCCUCGUCGAGACCGGGGUGUACAACGAAGACAAGCUGUUCCACUCAACCAACCUGCAAGAGGUCGAUGAGGCACAGUUUGCUGUGCCAUGGAUUUAUCGGCAUGAAUUCGCCCUGCACCAUCCCACCACCAAAACAGGAGAGCAUGCAGAGCACGACGACCGGCAUUUCUUCCUACAAACCCACGGCAUUUCCUCCCGCGCAGAUAUCUGGCUCAACGGCAAGCAAGUCGCCGACAAAGCCACGCAAGCGGGCUCGUACGCCGGGCGCGACUAUGACAUCACCGCGUUGGUGGCAGAGCACAACGCCCUCGCGAUCCAGGUGUACCCGACAGAUUACUACUACGACUUCGCGCUCGGCUGGGUGGAUUGGAACCCGUGGCCGGCUGAUAACGGGACGGGCGUGUGGCGGGAUGUGGAGAUCAAGCAGACUGGGCCGGUGAGGCUCGAGCCGCUGCGGGUUGUGACGGAGUUGGGGGAGAAAUUGGGGGAUGAGCCGGCAAAGGUGACGCUCAAGGCAAAGGCGCAUAAUCUGAAGAAUGCGACUGUGCAUGUUGAGGCUGAGGCGGUGAUUGUGCUGGAUGGGGAGGAAUACCUGGGUAACCGUCCGUUGGUGGUGCGAAAAACGGUUACGCUCAAGCCGUUUUCGGCGACGGAUGUUGUGCUUUCGGCGACUAUUGACAAGCCGCGGAUUUGGUGGCCGCGUCAAUGGGGCGAGCAGCCGCUGUACACGGCCAAGUUAACCGUGACACCGUCGUCGGACACGAAAGGAAAGAAGAAUGCUCCAAUCUUUGACCACGCCAGCACUACGUUCGGCCUGCGCACCGUUACCAAGACCCUGGCCCAUGACGACACCACGUUCCACAUCAACCACCGCCGCUUCCAGGUCAUCGGCGCCGGCUACUCGCCCAACCUCUUCCUGAGGUCGAGUCCGGCGCAAUACGAGACCGAGCUCGCUUACGUCCUCGAUCUCGGCCUCAACACCAUCCGCCUCGAGGGCAAGAACGAACACCCCGAACUGUACGCCCUCGCCGAUAAGCUCGGCCUGAUGAUCAUGGCCGGGUGGGAGUGCUGCGACAAGUGGGAGGCCUGGAGUUACAAUACCGACCUCGCAGUCGACCCUGUUCCGGUUUGGGACAAGGCGGAUUACGCGAUUUCCCGACAAAGCACCGUCCACGAAGCAGCCAUGAUGCAGACCCAUCCCAGCCUCCUGGCAUAUCUCAUCGGUAGCGACUACUGGCCCAACGACAAGGCAACCAAAGGGUACAUUGACGCCUUCCACGCAGCCGACUGGCAAGUCCCCAUCGUAGCGUCCGCCUCCAAGCGCGGCUACCCCAACUCCCUCGGCCCCUCCGGACUGAAAAUGGACGGACCCUACGACUGGGUGCCACCCGGAUACUGGUGGGACGUGGCCCCCUCCGAAGACCGUCUCGGCGCCGCCUUCGGCUUCGGCUCCGAGCUCGGUUCAGGAGUAGGCACCCCCGAACUCGGCUCCCUCCGCAAAUUCCUCUCGGAAUCCGACCUCGACGACCUCUGGAAACACCCCAACAAAUCCCUCUACCACAUGUCCCGCAAGGGCUCCUCCUUCGAAACCCGCGAGAUCUACAACGCCGGCCUCUUCCACCGCUGGGGCAAACCCACCAGUCUCUCCGACUACCUCUUCAAAGCCCAAAUCACCGACUACGAAGCCACCCGUUCCCAAUUUGACGCCGUCACAGCCCGGUGGAACGCCGACGAUCGCCCGGCUACGGGGUUGAUCUACUGGAUGCUGAACAACGCCUGGCCCAGUCUACAUUGGAACCUAUGGGACUACUACCUCCGGCCCGCGGGGGGGUAUUUCGGCGCCAAGACAGCCACGCGCUUAGAAAAUGUCGUCUUCGACUACCACAAAAAGGGGGUAUGGCUUAUCAACAGGUCGCAAGACAAAACCGGCAACCGGACCGUCCAGGUAGAAAUCAUCAACAAACGUGGCAAACUUCUCCACCACGACACAAUCGCCGUCACCACCCAGCCCAACACCAGCAAACACAUUUUUUCCCUGGCGAAAGUCCUCGCCCGCGUCAACACCGACGUGGUCUUUAUCAAGUUCCUCCUCAACCAAGAGUCCCUAAACCACGACGACAAACACACCGUUCUAAGCAGGAACGUCUACUGGGACGCCCACACCUCCGACAUCCUCGACUGGGACAACUCCGACUGGUACUUCACCCCCGUCACUUCCUACUCCGAUUACACACCCCUCAACACACUCGCCCCAGCUACUGUCCACACCGAUGCCACUACUACUAUCCCACACCACCAGCAUGACAAAUCAUCAGCUGGCGUAGUAGAGGUGGUACACGUCGAAUUAGAAAACAAAUCCCCCGUCCCCGCAUUUUUCAUCAGUUUGGCGCUAGUGGAUGGGAAAGGAGAGGAUGUGCUGCCUGUGAGAUGGUCGGAGAAUUAUGUGACGCUUUGGCCGGGGGAGAGGGUGAGUGUGAAGGCGGAGGUGUUGGGUGGUUGGAGGGGUGGCGUUGGGAGGGUGGAAGGGAUUGUGGUUAGGGCGAAGAAUGUGGCGGAGAGGGUGGUGGGAGUGUGA
Dichotomopilus funicola is the source of this 2808-nucleotide messenger RNA. RefSeq names its product glycoside hydrolase. The coding region runs from base 1 to 2808 and encodes 935 amino acids. Gene Ontology annotation, molecular function: hydrolase activity, hydrolyzing O-glycosyl compounds. The record is from RefSeq and is a predicted model, not a curated record. The transcript has a single exon. Gene Ontology annotation, biological process: carbohydrate metabolic process. NCBI's taxonomy places the organism in Eukaryota, Fungi, Ascomycota, Sordariomycetes, Sordariales, Chaetomiaceae.